Messenger RNA from Exophiala bonariae, 1425 nucleotides. RefSeq lists its product as uncharacterized. The transcript has 2 exons. The coding region runs from base 1 to 1425 and encodes 474 amino acids. The record is from RefSeq and is a predicted model, not a curated record. Lineage: Eukaryota; Fungi; Ascomycota; Eurotiomycetes; Chaetothyriales; Herpotrichiellaceae.
AUGAAAUUCGGACAGGAUUUCCAAGCCGCCCUGGCCCGGGAUGAAUAUCCACAACAAUGGAUUGAUUCCGCAAUUUCUUACAAGAAGCUCAAAAAGUGCAUCAAGCGUGUUCAAGAAGAGCUUCAAAGCCUCGGUCUAGACAAGGGCAUUCUCGACGAGCUCUGGCAACAUGUCGACAUUGGACCCAACAACGGGGAAGUGUCAGCCGCAGAUACGCGACUUCAUUACUCUAUGGAUGGGGCUAGCGAGGUCAAAUUCACCCCCAAGUUGACCAUUGCGAUUGAUCCAACUGAUGGAUCACCCGUUGAUGCCUGGUUGAGUUCGAAUACUCGAAGGGUUCUUCGAGAAUUAGCGAAGUCUUCCCAUACAACUAGUGAUUCGUCAAGCUCUCGAAGCAAUUCUGUAGUGGGUCGCUCGGAGGUUCGUGGCUCACUUAGCCACGAUAAAGCCGAACCUAGAGCUGAUCUUCCAGCGGAUCCAGAUUGUCCAAGUGAGAUUCAGCAGAAUGAAAGAGCUCAACAUUUGGAAACAAUUGAAGUUCCUCUCACAUCUGACUCCGAAUUCUUUCAGAUUCUCCGCAGAGAACUCGCAGACCUGGAUAGCCUGCAGCAGUCUGAACGGGAGCGCAUGGAAAAGGAAAUCAUCAAACUCGGUCAUGAGCUUCGAGAUCUGAAAUCCAACAAAUCCAAAAAGUCGAGGCAGGAGAUUGAAGUGUGGAGACGUAUUUUCGAGCUUUACUCCGAUGCUGAAGUGUUUUUGUCCUCUCAUGAGGCCGAUGCUGGAUCGCGGGACUACACACAUGCCCAACAACACUUCCAGCAUUUCAGCAAAGCGCUCCAGGCACAACAGAAUGGAGUGUUGAAACUAAGCAAGCCGGUUGCAGAGUCUUUGGGCCGUUUUCUGAACAUUAAUAUCAAGCUACUUCGAUUGAUGAAGUUUCAGGAUAUUAAUCGAACAGCGUUGGCCAAGAUUAUGAAGAAAUUCGACAAGAGAACAGCAUUGCAUGCGCAGUCUUCUAUACAAAGUUCCCUCAUUACAACCCCUUAUCUGGCGCAAAACUUGGCACGAGCGACCUGUUUCACGAUCUCCGAGGAAAUACUGACUGUUAUACCCCAAUUGAAUGACUAUCUCUGUCCGAUAUGCUUUUCAAUAUCGUGGAAGCCAGUCAGACUACGUUGCAAUCAUAUCUUUUGCAUUCGCUGCAUGAUUGUGCUUCAGCGACAAGAGAAAACACACUGUCCGCUGUGUCGCGAGGAAGUCGUGAUGGAAGCCAAUGCAGAUGAUGUUGAUAGGGAGAUGAUGAAAUUUCUGAAGUCCAACUUCAGGGCAGAUGUAAAGCAGAAACAAAAAGAUAAUGAGCUAGCGGCUGGCAUCGAUCGAUGGGGUGCACAGUACGAAUCGUCACAGAAAUGCAUCAUCAUGUAG